AUGGCGAAUGCGCCCUUAAGCUUCAGCCCCAGCUCGCCAAACCCGCCGAAGCUCGCGGCGAUCCUCAAGAACCAAGUGAUCCGGACCAAAAAUGUCCUCUCGAGCCUCCAACUCCGCACCCUUGGCCCCACCUAUGAGGUCUUGUUGGCCCUCGGCGAUGCCAUUAAGAUCCAGCCUAACGUGCUCCUGCAUGAACUCAAAUUUUUGGGACUCGCAACCAAUACUGCCGGCCUGCUUUGA
This is a messenger RNA of Puccinia triticina, 240 nucleotides long. RefSeq lists its product as uncharacterized. Bases 1 to 240 code for a protein of 79 amino acids. The transcript is spliced from 2 exons. The record is from RefSeq and is a predicted model, not a curated record. NCBI's taxonomy places the organism in Eukaryota, Fungi, Basidiomycota, Pucciniomycetes, Pucciniales, Pucciniaceae.